AUGGACGGCGACAGCGCAGAAGCGUCUCCUUCUUCCCCCAAUAAUCCCCCCGAAGAAUUCCGCUCUGCCUUGACGAUGACCAAGGGGCUGUCCAUCUUCCUUGAUAUUUUGAGAAGGGCAGACAAAAAUGAUGAUGGCAAACUGUCCUUCGAUGAAUUCAAAGCUUACUUUACGGAUGGGAUCCUGAGCAGAGAAGAGCUGCGUGAGCUUUUCAAUACUAUCGACACACACAAUGCAGACAACAUUGACACAGAAGAGCUGUUUGAAUAUUUUUCCCAGCACCUGGGAGAAUAUGAAAAUGUUCUGUCUGCUUUGGAAGACCUCAAUGUAUCUAUUCUGAAGGCAAUGGACAAAACCAAGAAAAAUUAUCAGGAGGCUUCUAAGUUGGAACAGUUCGUGACUCGCUUUUUGCUGAAAGAAACACUGAAUCAGCUCCAGUCUCUCCACAACUCCCUGGAGUGUGCCAUGGAAACUACCGAGGAGCAAACCCGUCAAGAAAAACAAGUGCCAGCUAAGCCAGAGGUGCUCACAGUUCAGCAACCAGGAAGACGUUCGAGUCGAAGACUCCAGAGGAACAACAGUUUUUCCCCAGUCAGCCCACUUUUUAACUCAGGGUGGCUGGAAGAAGACAACCAGUGGAUGACCCAGAUAAACAGGCUCCAGAAGUUGAUUGACAGGCUGGAGCAGAAGGAUCUAAAGCUUGUGCCAGUGGAAGAAGAGGUAUCAGAAGGAAACACAAAAUCUCACAUAAUGAUAGUUCAACGUCAGAUGACGGUGAUGGCGGAAGAACUAGAGCAGUUCCGCUUUUCUCUGAAGCAGUAUGUGGACACAGCCUCAUCCCAGGAUGGAUGCCUGCAUGUUUCCAUUCAGAAGCUCGCAAAUGAGUCCCGCUUCAUCAUUUAUGAAUUCUGGAAAAACAAUGCCUGGAACAGCCACCUCCAGAUGAACUACAACAAGACAUUCCAAAGGAGUAAUGUGGACUGCCUGGAAACGCCAGAACACAUUACAACUAUGCUAGUGCCUGCUUCCUGGUGUGUCCUGAACAACUAG
Molecule: messenger RNA, 1050 nt
Organism: Euleptes europaea (tarantolino)
Lineage: Eukaryota; Metazoa; Chordata; Lepidosauria; Squamata; Sphaerodactylidae
Gene: NECAB1
Product: N-terminal EF-hand calcium binding protein 1
Exons: 13
Coding region: 1-1050 (349 amino acids)
Biological process (GO): regulation of amyloid precursor protein biosynthetic process
Cellular component (GO): cytoplasm
Molecular function (GO): calcium ion binding
Source: RefSeq, a predicted model, not a curated record